Hypomesus transpacificus is the source of this 2154-nucleotide messenger RNA. RefSeq names its product CD276 antigen-like. NCBI's taxonomy places the organism in Eukaryota, Metazoa, Chordata, Actinopteri, Osmeriformes, Osmeridae. The transcript is spliced from 4 exons. The coding region runs from base 118 to 909 and encodes 263 amino acids. The record is from RefSeq and is a predicted model, not a curated record.
ACUCAAGGAGUUAACAUCUCUCCUCCCAUACCACAAAACUGAACAAAGCAGUUGUUUUCUAAGCCCUGUAGCUCUGCGCCACGUAAAAUUGUCACGUACUUUAAACAGCAAGGAGUAAUGAAGUUGAAUCGACAUAUUUUCUGUUGUCUGCAUGUGGCACUCUCAGUUGCGUUUCAGGUGCGGAUCCCAGAGUCCAGAGUGGUGGGUGCGUAUGGUGGUCCAGUUGUACUGGGCUGUGUGUUCCCUAGCAUGGACCCGGGACUACCUGUAGACCCAGGGCUUGUGGUCACAUGGCAGACACAAGGGGACUCCCGAGUGCUUCACAGUUACUACCAUGGGACAGACCAACUGGACCGCCAAAGUAGGGAGUACCACAACCGAACCAGGCUGUACCAUUCCGAGCUGAGAGAUGGGAAUGCCUCCCUCAUGCUGGAGCGAGUCGGUCUGGAAGAUGAGGGCAGGUAUAUCUGCUCCGUCAGUACCAAGGAUGGGGUUGACAGUGCGGAAGUCCAGCUAACAUACGCAGCCUUCUACAACGAGCCUUGUCUAACCAUCCAGGCCCACCCCAACAGUGUGACCUUUACGUAUGAGAGCGAGGGUUACCCAGAACCCCAGGUCCAGUGGACAGACCCCAUGGGUCACAGCCUGGACUUCUACACUACCGUGUCCUCCAGGCAGCAGGGUCUCCUCUCUCUGCGGACCCAGCUUGUGGUGGAGCAGGGUGGGGCAAUCAACUACACCUUCACCCUUGGAAACCCUCUCCUGAAACAGGUCAUUCAACGGCCUGUGGCCUAUGUUAAAAAAACUGUCAUCUCAUCUCCAGUACCCAGUCGGAGUGACAUGGACCAGAACCGACAUAGAUUCACUGGACUGCUUCCUGUCUUUGCUGGACUGCUUUUGGUCUUCUGACUUACCGCCAGAUCUUUCCAGGGGUGUCAGUUAUGGUAAAAUCGGACUCACAGUAAACAUUUAUUCAUUUCAUUUGGUCAUGUCCCAUCGGUUAUUCUCAGACCAGGAAAAUAGGCAAGUUCCUGUUUUUCAAUGGGUUCCAUUUCUUCCAUACCAAACCUUGUGACCCUGUGCGUAGUCUACAAUUGGUGCAUUCCUUGACACAAUUGGUGCUUUGUCUGGUAGCACAUAACAAAUAAUAAUGUUUCUAGGGCUAACAUGAAGAUUUCUGUCAGGCUUUCUCAAAUAGUUAUAUUUCAGCCACUGUAGUGGCUGUAAAUGACAGAAAACAGAAUAAAAUACUAAAUUUUAUGAAACAAAAUUCUGUCAGCAGACUGUACACCAUGUUCAUGUUCAUUUAAUAACAUCCCUUGCCUUAUUAGUAUUGUAAUUUGAAUGUCAGAAAAGUGUUUUAUAGAUACACUAGUAUUUCUAUUGACAAUCUUCACCACAUACAAAGCUGUAGUCUGACUUUAGUCACGCGAAUCACAUAGUUUGAAGCCUUCAUCUUUUAUAAAGUUUACUACUACCAUAUAAAUCAUGAGUACAAUUGUCAUAGUUGAAUAAAUAAAAUACUACUUAAUUACCGUUUGACUAUUUCCAGUUUAUACGAUCAGGUGUCCAUGAAGGGUCUCGUUCAAUCUAUUAUUUAAUAGUUUAUCCUUUCAGACAUUGGGUAAACAAUCCACUUGCUGGUUUAUAUUGACAUGGAAAGUAAUGUAGCAAAAUGUCUCCUCCUUCUGAUAAGUUAACCCCCUCACCCUUCAGGUGGUGCUACCCUAAGGCUUGUUUUAUUUUAUUUUUGGGGGGGGGGAGAUUAAAAAGGUUUGAGGUAGUGAUUUAUCGCCAUCUUGUGGAAUAACUAUAUAGCUCUGACUAUCCACUUUCAAGGGUAGGGAAGCUGUCUCCAGAAAGACUCAUUCCUUUCCCAUACCUUUUAGACAUGUUUAUUGUUUGCAAUUUUUACCCAUUAAACUACACUCACUUGGCUAUAAUGAAAAGAAAGUAAAUUAUUUUUUAAAUGUAUAAAGAAUGAAAAACUUAAAUCUCUCUGUUGGGUUCUUGAUCUCGAGCCUAGAGCAUGUACUCUCCUCUAGGUUUCUGUUCUCUGCCCUCUCUUCACGUGUGAUAUUUGUUUUGAAAGGUUAAAAAACGAACAAAUAUUUUGUUUUGUAAAGGUUGAAAAAUAUUGUCAAAUAAAGGUUU